AUGUCUUCCAUCUUAUCUACAAUCGCAUUUGUAAAGUCUGCGAGUGUAUCUAAUGUUUUGAAUGGUGUGGCAACUUCAAGACUUGACAAUGAUGAUUUUUUGGACUUUACAUUCAGGGCCUUUAAUUCCAACAAAGACAUCAUGAUCCAGGAUAUACAGAAGGAUUCUUUUAUGAU
Entrophospora candida is the source of this 176-nucleotide messenger RNA. Lineage: Eukaryota; Fungi; Glomeromycota; Glomeromycetes; Entrophosporales; Entrophosporaceae. The record is from the annotation of a GenBank genome assembly.